CUCUUAUUCUGAAGAGAAGUCUUACAUCCUUGUUUUCUAAAAUGAAACUCUUGGCUGCUCUCCCUCUUGUGUAUUCCAUCUGCAUUACUCACAUUGGAAUUCAUAAGAGCCGAGAGUGGAGAGUGAAGUGAGAGUUGAAACUACUGGAAACUGGAGACCUCCCCCAGGACAUCUGGUUCUCAAUACAGGAGCAACAGAACCUGUUUAGUCAGAAGAGUGGUAAGCAAUGAGUUCUAAACAGCAAUGUGUGAAACUGAACGAUGGCCACUUCAUCCCUGCACUGGGCUUUGGCACCUACAAACCGGAAGAGGUUCCUGAAAAUAAGCCACUGGAAGCUGUCCUUUUAGCUUUAGAAGCUGGGUUCCGCCAUAUUGAUACUGCUUAUGUGUACCAAACUGAAAACCAUGUAGGAAAAGCUAUUGGAAGCAAGAUUGCAGCUGGCCUUGUGAAAAGAGAAGAUAUAUUUAUCACUACAAAGCUUUGGUGCACUUUCCAUAGACCAGAGCUGGUAAGAUCUAAUUUGGAAAAAUCAUUGAAAAACCUUCAGCUGGAUUAUGUUGACCUCUACAUUAUGCAUUAUCCAAUGCAAAUGAAGCCAGGGGAAGACAUGUUUCCAGAAGAUGAGCAUGGGAAACCAUUAUUUGACACAGUGGAUAUCUGUGCCACAUGGGAGGCACUGGAGAAGUGUAAGGAUGCAGGACUGGUCAAGUCCAUUGGGGUGUCCAACUUUAAUAGCAGGCAGCUGGAGAAAAUUCUGAAUAAGCCUGGGCUCAAAUACAAGCCCGUCUGCAACCAGGUGGAAUGCCAUCUCUACCUGAACCAGAGCAAGCUGUUGAACUACUGCAAGUCAAAGGACAUUGUUCUAGUUGCCUACUGUGCUCUUGGAUCUCAACGACCUAAGCGAUGGGUAGACCCAAGCACCCCAGUUCUCUUGAAUGAUCCAGUUCUUUGUGACAUGGCAAAAAAGCACAAGCGAAGCCCAGCUCAGAUUGCCCUUCGAUACCAUCUUCAACGUGGAAUUGUGGUUCUUGCCCAGAGUUACAAAGAGAAUGAGAUAAAAGAGAACAUACAGGUAUUUGAAUUUGAGCUGCCCUCAGAGGAUAUGAAAAUUCUAGAUAGCCUGGACAGAAAUUUAAGAUAUGCACCUGCUCCAUUUGGAGAGGGGCACCCAGAGUAUCCCUUUUCUGAUGAAUUUUAAUGUGAAGACCUAGAUUAUGACUCAUAAACACAGUCUGAAAGUCCCUCUAUGUGGAUAGUGAUGUGUGUGACAUCCCAGCUGCUGCUGAUUCAACAUGCCACUUCUGCUCAGUCUGAGCUGCCUGACAAGCCUCCUUCAGCCAGAACUGGGUCCACCAGUCUGGAACAUAAGUCAUUACAUUUCCAUCAUUCUUUCAAAGUGUAAUAAUAUUUGCUAUAAAGGUCUUUCUUUGGUCAAUA
Molecule: messenger RNA, 1437 nt
Organism: Mastomys coucha (southern multimammate mouse)
Lineage: Eukaryota; Metazoa; Chordata; Mammalia; Rodentia; Muridae
Product: aldo-keto reductase family 1 member C13-like
Exons: 10
Coding region: 227-1198 (323 amino acids)
Biological process (GO): steroid metabolic process
Cellular component (GO): cytosol
Molecular function (GO): steroid dehydrogenase activity; ketosteroid monooxygenase activity; aldose reductase (NADPH) activity
Source: RefSeq, a predicted model, not a curated record